AUGAGCGCUUUCACAAAACUCAAGCAUUACACAAGGAGAUCCCUUUUCCAAGCAUUCAUCCUAGGUAUGCUAUCAUUCACACAACCAGGUAUUUGGACAGCAUUAAAUAUCAUGGGUGCAGGUGGUUUAAUCACAACUACAACUGCAAAUGUUGCAAAUUCAGUUUUAUUUGCAGUUAUGACUAUAACAUCCCCAUUCUUUGCUGUAUUGGCAAAUAAAAUUGGUUUGAAAUGGUCCCUUGUUAUUGGUGUUAUUGGUUAUGUUCCAUAUUCUGCUGGAUUAUAUCUUAAUAGUAAAAAUGGUGCUCAAUGGCUUGUUAUGUUGGGGGCUGUUACUUGUGGAUUUUCUGCUAGUUUAUUUUGGGUUGCUGAAGGUACAGCAGCUGUCCUGUAUCCUUCAAAUAAUGAAAGAGGGUUAUUUAUUGGUAUUUGGCAAUUUAUAAAUAAAUUUGGGUUAGUUAUUGGUGGUGCUAUUGUUCUUGCAUUAAAUAUUCAUACUUCUACAAAAGGUGGUGUUAGUUUAAAUACUUAUGCUGCUUUUAUUGCGAUUCAAUGUGCUGGUAUCCUGUUUGUUUGGUUUUUUGUUAAACCUGAAAAAGUUAUACGUGAUGAUGGAACUUCAGCAAGAUCAAACAUUGGUAAUGAAUCUAUAAAGGAUCGUUUUAAGAAAUUAGGUCAAGUUUUCAAGAAGAAAGAAGUCUGGUUAUUAGCUCCUUUAUCAUUAGCAAAUAUGUGGUUUAUGACAUGGCAAGGGAAUUAUAUUACUACGUAUUUUUCAGUUAGAUCUCGUUCUUUAAAUACUUUAGUAACUGCAUUUGUUCAAAUGUUUGCAGAUAUAAUUGUGGGGUUAUUAUUAGAUACUAAAUAUUUUUCUGUGGAAACCAAGAAAAGAUGGUCAUGGCAUAUUAUUAGUUUCUUGAUGACUAUGUAUUUCGUUUAUUCAAUUAUUAUUCAAUCCAUUUAUGAUAAAAAUCCAGUUAGUGGAUUAGAUUGGACAGAAUCUGGUUUUGGUAGAGGAUUCAUACCAUUUGUUUUAUUUAAAUUAUUCGCUGAAGCAUUAAAUAAUUGGAUGUAUUGGAUUAUAGGGACAAUGAAUUAUCAUUCAACAGAAUUAACUUAUGUUGUUUCUAUAAUUCGUGGUCUUGAAUCAAAUGGUGAAAUGUGGGCGUUUGUUAUUGGUGCAGUUAAUCCAAAUUUAAUGGUUUCGUUAGCUGUUAGUGCUGGUGUUUUUUGGUUAACUGUACCUCCUGUAACUUAUCUUGUUCAUUUUGUUGCUGAUGAUGUUGCUGCUAAGAAUAUUGAACGUAAUAAGGUAUUAGAUGAAGAAUUUAAGGAUAAAGUUGAUGGAAUUGAAGGAAGUUUAGGGAAUGAUAGUGUUCAAUCUGAUGAAGUUGAGGUUGAAGAAAGUCUAGUUACUGAAAAGAAAUAG
Molecule: messenger RNA, 1428 nt
Organism: Hansenula ciferrii
Lineage: Eukaryota; Fungi; Ascomycota; Saccharomycetes; Phaffomycetales; Wickerhamomycetaceae
Product: UNC93-like protein MFSD11
Exons: 1
Coding region: 1-1428 (475 amino acids)
Biological process (GO): transmembrane transport
Molecular function (GO): transmembrane transporter activity
Source: RefSeq, a predicted model, not a curated record